Molecule: messenger RNA, 2395 nt
Organism: Dermatophagoides pteronyssinus (European house dust mite)
Lineage: Eukaryota; Metazoa; Arthropoda; Arachnida; Sarcoptiformes; Pyroglyphidae
Product: acetylcholinesterase-like
Biological process (GO): acetylcholine catabolic process; choline metabolic process
Cellular component (GO): plasma membrane
Molecular function (GO): acetylcholinesterase activity
Source: RefSeq, a predicted model, not a curated record
AUGUCAACUGAAACUAAAAUUCAUAAAUUAAAUUAAAUCAACCUGUUAAAGUACUAGAGAAUUUAAAUUAAAAAAAAAAAUUCAACAAAUAAUGUUUCAAAGAAAACGUAACGGUAAAAAAUGCCAUGACGGUGGUAUCGGUGUUGGUGGUGGAUGUUGUGAAGAUGAUGAUAAUAGUAGUAAUGAUAGUAAUAAUAAUGGCAGUUUAUCUAGUCUAAUUCUACGUUAUUUUCUACUAAUAUUAAUUGUUGGUGUGAUUAUUUAUCAAGCAUUUAAUAAUUAUCAUGUUAUAACAUAUGUAAGCCAUUCAGUGAAAUCAUUUUUUCGUGGUGAUUUUGAUAAUAUAAUUGGUAUUGUUGAUGAUAAUUAUAAUAAUAAUAAUAAUAGUGAUGAUCGAAAAAAUAAUAUUUAUUAUGUGCCCGGUGAAACAGAAAUUUUAAGACAUAUGGUUAUUAGAACAAGAUUAGGUCGUUUACGUGGUUUUGUACAGAAUGUGAAUAAUGUUGAAGUGCAAACAUUUUUGUCCGUACCAUUUGGACAACCACCAAUUGAUAAAUUACGUUUUCGUCGUACACGACCAAUACGUAAAUGGACUGGUAUAAAAGAUGCAACAGAAUUUCCAUCACCAUGUAUACAAUCCGAAUAUACGCAACGUUUAUUUCCUGUACAUAUUAUCAAUCAAAAUGUAUCCGAAGAUUGUCUUUAUUUAAAUAUUUGGAGUCCAUUAGGUUCAAGAAAUAAAUCCGUUAUGGUUAUGAUACAUGGUGGAUUAUUUACAAUUGGUUCAAUAAGUGUUGAUGAAUAUGAUGGUCGUAUGUUAGCGGCACAUGGUGAUGUUGUUGUUGUUACCAUUCAAUAUAGAUUGGGUAUAUUCGGAUUUUUAGAUCUUGAUUCUGAACGUAUACCCGGUAAUAUGGGAUUAUUUGAUCAAGCAAUGGCAUUAAAAUGGAUACAUGAUAAUAUUCGAUAUUUUGGUGGUAAUCCAAAUUCAAUUACAUUAUUUGGAACAUCGGCCGGUUCGAUUUCCAUUGGUUUUCAUAUGUUUUCAUCACAUGCACAACGUUUAUUUCAACGUGCCAUAUUACAAAGUGGUUCACCAAUGUUAUUAAAAGAUGCAUUUUUACGUGGUGAAAGUGUUGCUGAAAAAUUUGCCGAAAUUAUUGGCUGCUAUGAAAAAGGUAAUCAAACAAUAUAUGAAGAUCCAGAACCGAUUAUCGAUUGUAUUGAUCAAACACCAUUUGAUCAGAUUUAUAAAGCACAAGAUGAAAUUGUACAAGAUAAUCCGGUACCAUUUAUGCCAACAAUACCAAGUGAAUAUAUUGAAAGUUUAAUUGGUGAUUUUAAUGAUUCGAUCAAAUUAUUUCAGAAACAAGUUUUAAUGGGCUUCAAUUUGAAUGAAGGUGCAUUAAUGUUACAUUUAUCAUAUCCAAAAAUUUAUACACGUCAUGAUGUACCAAAACAUAAGCUAUUGAAACAAGUACAAAAAAGUGUUGUAACAAUGGGCGUCGAUUCAGGUCUAAAAGAAUCAACAGCAACAGCAAUGGCAAAUCUAUUAAUUAGAAGUGAUCAUGAAGAAGAUAAUCCAAUUGUAUGGGCACGUAAAGUAGCUGAUCUAUUCAGUGAUGUUAUGUUUGUAUGUCCUACAUAUCAAUUUGUUGAUAAAUUAUUAUCAUUAAAUACAACAACAUAUCUAUAUCUAUUUGCGCAACGUUCAAAAAAUAGUAAAUGGGGUGAAUGGAUGCAGGUAACACAUCAUGAUGAAAUUAAUUUUAUUAUGGGACAUCCUUUACGUUAUCCAUUACUUUAUAAUGAUGAUGAUCGUAAUGUUAGUAGUAUUAUGAUUAAAACAUGGACACAUUUUGCACGUACUGGUGAAAUGCCUGAAACAUUUUUUCAAGAAAAAUGGCGCCCAACAAUGUUGGAACAAAAAAAUUUUAUGCAAUUAAAAGCCGGUGAUAUGCAUAUGGGAAAUAAUUUUCAUAAUGAAUCCUGUGACCUUUAUAAUCUAUUGGCAGAUUAUCUUAGUUAAUUGAUUGAUUGAUUGAUUAAUUUUUCGAUCUAAUCCAAUCCAGCUAUAGACAGAAAAAAAAGUUAACUUACGAACAACAACAAAAAGAAAAGAAAAAACAUUUCAACAUCUCAUCAUUAUAUAAUCAUCAUCAUCGAACAACAACAACAACAACAACAAAAAUUAUUUAUUUCAUCAUCAUCAUUUUGAAAUGGUCAUUAAACUUGAAAUUUUUUGAUUUUGAAAAAUUUGAUUUUAGACUUUGUCUAAUAUUAUACAUUAUUUCUCUCAUUUUCAUCUCAAUAAUUAUUGUUUUUUUCUGUUGAUGUAAUUCUUUCUCAUUGAUUAAUAUUUUGAAUUUAUAUUUAAAUAAAUUUUAAAAAAAAA